CAGCUGUUAUCUGUGCAUCCAGGAGGCUGGGCUGGAUGUCAAAUGGAAUUGAUAGCUUUUGCUAAUUUUUCUCAAUUUAUUUCAAUUCUUAUUUUUCUAGACAAGAUAAAUAUUAUAAGUUACUUUUAAACAUGUACAACGUUACUUCACGUCUGUUCAAGAUACCGAAAGAAAUAGCAAUACUGCGUAAUGUGCCACAGUUUGGUGAACUUUCCAGGAUUGUAACUACUGUUGGUGUUAAUCACCCUUAUAUUUGCCAGAGAUAUUAUAAUAAUAGCAACAAAAGACAUGAUGAAAGUUCGCGACGUUUUACAUAUAAGUAUUUGGCAUACUCAGUUCUUUUUGGAGCGACAGCAUACACAUCAUACCAGAUUUGGUUACGAUACCAAAUAAUGCCGUUGAUAAAAGCAGCUGAAGAGAUUGCUGAAACAGAGUCAGAAAGUGAAGUGGACACCAGGAAGAAAAGAUACAGGAAGGAAAAAGUUGGAUUCCGAGACAGAAAGAUAAUUGAAUACGAGAACCGCAUGCGUCAAUAUUCCACACCGGAUAAGGUGUUUCGGUACUUCGCAACCCUGCAGGCGCAGCAUCACGACCAGCAUGAGGUGUUCAUGACACCUGAUGACUUCCUACGCUCCAUGACGCCUGGCGUCAAACAGCCUGAUGGAUUGGGCCUUGAUCAGUACAGGAGAUAUGAUCCAAAGAACAUCGAUGAGACCAUCAGCCAACGCCUCAACUUGGACUUAGACGAGGAUUCCAUAUUCUACAAGCUCGGGUCGUCUGGUCUCAUCACAUUCAGUGACUACAUUUUCCUGCUUACAGUAUUGUCAACGUCUCGUCGUCACUUCGAGAUCGCGUUCCGCAUGUUCGAUUUGAACGGCGACGGGGACGUGGACUGCGAGGAGUUUGAGAAAGUGGCUGCUCUCAUCCGCCAGCAGAGCAGCAUCGGCUCGCGCCACCGCGACCACGCCAACACUGGGAACACCUUCAAGGGCAUUAAUUCAGCACUUACCACAUAUUUCUUCGGACCCAAGCUCAAUGAGAAAUUGACCAUAGAGAAGUUCUUGGACUUUCAACAACAACUACAGAAGGAAAUUCUGUCCCUUGAGUUCCAGAGAAAACAACCAGAUGAAAACGGUCGCAUUACUGAAGCUGACUUUGCGGAACUGCUGUUGGCAUAUGCUGGCUAUCCAGCUAAGAAGAAGGCCAGAAUGCUUAAACGGGUUAAAAAAGCGUUCCGAGACCACGGCGUUGGUAUAACAAAGGACGACUACCUAAAGUUCUUCCACCUGCUCAACAACGUCAACGACGUGGACACUGCGCUUACAUUCUACCACAUCGCGGGCGCGUCCAUCGACCAGCCCACUCUGCGCCACGUGGCCAAGACUGUGGCGCACGUGGACUUGGACCCUCACGUCAUCAACGUCGUCUUUACGAUAUUCGAUGAAAACAUGGACGGACAACUAAGCAACCGUGAGUUUGUGGCUGUUAUGAAAAAUAGGCUCCUGCGUGGAUUGGAAAAGCCAAAAGACACUGGGUUCGUUAAACUAAUGUAUUCGCUGAUAAAAUGCGCCAGGGACACUAAACCUGCUAUUCUCGACUUUUAAGGUACGAUAAUGUAAUAAUUGAUCUUAAUUAUGUUUAUUAUAUUUUUACCCCAAAUGCAAUUAUACAUAUUAUAUAAAUUAUAUCUUGACAUAACUUCAAAUUAGAUCAUCCAUUACACUAGACACAAGACAAGACCACACAAGACAAGAUAAGGUUCAAAUGUUAAUAUAUAAACAAUAUCAAUAAUAUUAAUAAUAACAAUAAUAUUAAAAUCAUAAUAUAUAUUAUAUUAUGCUCUCUAUUUCUAUGGAAAGUAACUGUAGUACUUUAUUUUUUACCAUAGUAUUAUAUUAAUUUCAUGUAAGUAAUUAUUAUUUAGUAAUUUGUAAUUUAGCAACCCGGGCAUUGGACAAAUAUUAUUGUAAUGUCUUUCCAGGUUUUUCUAAAAAAAAAGCCAAUUCAUCAAUCAAAUUGUGUAAUUACUAGUCAUAGAGAUUAACAGAUGGUUUUUAGUUCUGCAUCAAUAUUGUGAGCAACUUAUUCUAU
This is a messenger RNA of Maniola jurtina (meadow brown), 2091 nucleotides long. RefSeq names its product calcium uptake protein 1 homolog, mitochondrial-like (gene MICU1). The coding region runs from base 132 to 1604 and encodes 490 amino acids. The record is from RefSeq and is a predicted model, not a curated record. The transcript is spliced from 11 exons. Gene Ontology annotation, biological process: calcium import into the mitochondrion; mitochondrial calcium ion homeostasis. Gene Ontology annotation, molecular function: calcium ion binding. Gene Ontology annotation, cellular component: uniplex complex. Lineage: Eukaryota; Metazoa; Arthropoda; Insecta; Lepidoptera; Nymphalidae.